AUGGGUCAAUAUGCGCUGUAUCUGGCUAUGUGUGUGACGACCCGUCAUGUGGGUGAUAUGCAGCGUUUCCCUUUGGGUUCAGCGUGGAUGGUGCUAUCGAGGCCGUUCGUGGAGUACCUGAUCUGGGGGUGGGACAACCUGCCUCGGACGGUGCUCAUGUACUACGCCAACUUCAUCUCCUCCCCGGAGGGCUACUUCCACACGGUGGCCUGCAACGCUGAAGAGUUCCGGAACACCACCGUGAACCACGACCUGCACUACAUCGCCUGGGACAACCCGCCGAUGCAGCACCCGCACCUGCUCACUCACGCCGACUGGGACGGCAUGCUCGGCAGCGCCGCCCCCUUCGCGCGCAAGUUCCGCCGGAACGACCCCGUCCUCGACAGGAUCGACGCCGAGCUCCUGUCGCGCGGCCCCGGCUCGCUCGCGCCCGGCGGCUGGUGCACCGGGGAGGUGCGGCCUGCGGGGAGCUACAACCGGACCGAAGGCGAGGAUCCGUGCAAGGCUGUCGGGAACGCCGCGGACGUGCGGCCUGGCCCCGGCGCUGAGCGGCUGCGGAGUCUCAUGACGUCGUUGCUGUCGGAGGAGAACUUCCGGCCAAAACAGUGCAUAGUAGUAGAAGAACGCAAUGUUCAGAAGAACAGAACUGAAAUCGAUGGGCGUGCCUGA
This is a messenger RNA of Lolium rigidum, 669 nucleotides long. Its product is annotated as beta-glucuronosyltransferase GlcAT14A-like. The transcript is spliced from 3 exons. Gene Ontology annotation, cellular component: membrane. The coding region runs from base 1 to 669 and encodes 222 amino acids. The record is from RefSeq and is a predicted model, not a curated record. Gene Ontology annotation, molecular function: glucuronosyltransferase activity. Lineage: Eukaryota; Viridiplantae; Streptophyta; Magnoliopsida; Poales; Poaceae.